AUGGCUGCUUAUACGAGCCUAGCUUCCAAUGGAUGUAAGGGUUUCCAAUGGCUACACAUUGCUCUCCAACAACAGACGCAAAUCGCUCAAAGUACCCUCGUCGCUGUUGUUACUGGUAUCGGUGGCAUGUACGUUACAGACAACUACGGAAUACGGCUAUCGUGGGCUGCUGAACUCGUCCUGAAUGUAUGGGAUUGGUUCAUUGCACUUGCCCAUUUUAGAGAAGAUUCCUCAUGUGAUUCGUGGGAUAGCGGAUAUGCCGGUUUUACAGAUUGUUUGCGGUACAACUUUGAACUUUGUUCAAUCAUUGCCGCCUCCGCUCAAGCGUUUUUCUUGGUAUUGCCAUCGAAAAUCGCCGAAACUUGGUUCCCAGAUCGUCAACGAUCGCUGGCAAACGUGCUUACAUUUAUUGCAAAUCCAUUUGGUGUUGUCCUUGGCACCAUCAUGCCGUCCCUGUAUUUUAGUGGUAACACCAUGGUUCAUCGCUCAUCUUGGCAUAUGUUCGAAUUUAAUACCAGCAUGGCCAUAAUAACGACCAUCGCUUUCGCUCUGUCCCUCUUCAUCAGACGUGGUUCACCCCCGACACCCCCAUCAGCAUCGUCUGCAGAUCAUUCAAAUAACGCUCCAUCCUUCUGGAAUGCGAUCGCCAUCUGUUUCAAGAAUAAACAAUUCGUUAUUCAAAUGUUCACAUUUGGACUUGCAUUUGCUGAAUUGUGGGGCUUUAUGGUGAUCAUGUCUGAUAUCAUCACGGAACAAGGCUACAAUCUCUACGGUUACCCUACUGCACUGGCUGCACUGGUCGGUGUCGGGGCGUCUCUGGUCUGUGGAGCAAUCGCGGACUGCACAAGACGUUUCAAAGAGCUGCUAAGGGUCUGCUGGGUUUGCUUCACCGCCAUUAUUAUCUUCACCAGGAUGUGGCUUCGUCAUAAAUGGACCAGCCCAAUCGACUCCGCCGUGCUUCUGGUCGCUUGCGCGGGCCUCGGCGGCUUCUCGAUUCCACAGUUUCCGAUCGGGGUGGAAAUGGGCGUUGAAACGACCUUUCCGGUUUAUGAGGCAACAUCGUCUGGUCUGCUGGUUCUCAGUGGGCAACUGUGGAUGUUUGUUAUGUACUACGUGUUCGAAACGACGAAGAAGUUGAAAAUCAUGUAUGAAUUUGAUGACACAAAGCCGUCGGGGAAUUGGCAAUUGAACCUUGACAUCUGGUGUAUAUUGGGGGUCGUCGCAGCGUUUUUGUCGUUCGUUGCUAACCCUACAUACAAGCGCAUGCAAUAUGAAACUAGCGUGUGUGAACAACCACAAAAUGGAUCGGGUACUUAUGAGAUGUCUGCCAAACUUGAAAAAUCGAAUCACGCAGAUGGUACGAAGCUUGAUGAAGACGUGGAGAGGUUUUAG
Molecule: messenger RNA, 1392 nt
Organism: Haemonchus placei
Lineage: Eukaryota; Metazoa; Nematoda; Chromadorea; Rhabditida; Trichostrongylidae
Source: the annotation of a GenBank genome assembly